CAUUCAGUGACGCGGACUUCCAGGAAUGUAGCAGGACAUGGGUGGCUCCAGAUCUCGUCGCAAGACUGGCGCCCUCAGUCCACACAUCGACUGGUCCAUCAAAGUCGACCCAAAAUCCUCUCCACUCCCUCUGCCUCAGCUAGACGAUGACCUGAGGACGACUGCCCGCAAGCUCUACGAUCUACAGACGACUGUCGAAAGCGGUAAGAGCUUGGCAAGGGCGACACACUGGCGGGAAGUAGACUCCGACGCUACUGUGGAGACAAGACUUGCAACAAUUCUCACUCAGGAAGAGCAUAAGCAAUACAUUGCUUGGAGACGAGGACGAUCCGGACCGCUUGUACUCUGGGGUGCAUCCCCCCGUCGCGCCUUGCCUUGUCCGGAGAAACAAGAGAGAAGGUACCGCACCUUAGCAUGGGCUUUGAACGCUGUCUACCCUGGAGAAUACCUGAAUGCCGACAAUGUGGCAUGGUUCCAGUAUCACCAACGACCAGCAAUGCCUCUGCUUCAUGCGAUCGUCAAGGUGCGACAGGAGGGUCUGCUCUAUCUGCUUGGACGCCAGCUAUGGACUAGACCUGAGCGCGCCGAACUGCAGACGGCACGGAAGAUUAUAGCAGCGACAUCGAUACAGCUUGCCCGUCUCAACGCCUGCACUCUUUGGGAGAAGCAACUUGUCAACGAGAUCAAAGCGUCCUUAAUGCUGAUACAGAAUCGGGAACAUUGGACGCAGCGCAAGGUCACUGCUUGGAAGCUGAGGAUCGAGGUCCCCUUCAAGAGCGCGAAGCCUUCAAAGACGAGUGAGCCCCGUGCUGGCAUUGGCCAACGGAGUGCCUCACUGAAGAACAGCAGCCUGCGAUUGGACGCUGACUGUGAAGAGAAGAGCGUCAACGCUUUUGUACUCAGCCCAAUGUCACUUCUGGAGGAAGGGAUAGCUGAGACCUCGGUCGAUGGCCUGCUUGAUCUGGAAAGAGGAGGAAGUCUGGCUGUACAGUCGUAAACAGUAGCUCGGCCGUUCUCUCCUGAUUCACUUCAGCUCCAAGAGCCUCUCCAGGUUGUUAGGAGACCGACGAUCGUAGUUCACUUGGGCACUCUGCAGCCCAUUUCCCACCCCACUUGUAAUGAGGCUGCGUUUUCCUCCACCAACUGAGCCGAGAGUCAUAUUUCGUUUUUUGUGAGGCAGUCCGUUGUGAGAGUACCGAGGUCGGCUAGGAGAGAAGACGUAGAGUCUGCAGAACAUUGGUAUUUGCCUAGAAUUUCAUGUGUGACGAGUGUGCGCUGACA
Messenger RNA from Microstroma glucosiphilum, 1281 nucleotides. RefSeq lists its product as hypothetical. Bases 38 to 997 code for a protein of 319 amino acids. Lineage: Eukaryota; Fungi; Basidiomycota; Exobasidiomycetes; Microstromatales; Microstromataceae. The transcript has a single exon. The record is from RefSeq and is a predicted model, not a curated record.